Messenger RNA from Heteronotia binoei (common prickly gecko), 11316 nucleotides. RefSeq names its product golgin A3 (gene GOLGA3). Lineage: Eukaryota; Metazoa; Chordata; Lepidosauria; Squamata; Gekkonidae. The transcript is spliced from 24 exons. The record is from RefSeq and is a predicted model, not a curated record. The coding region runs from base 268 to 4803 and encodes 1511 amino acids.
GGAGCAGUCCCGGUAGCGCCACGUCUCGGGCAGGAGGGAGGGCAGGAGCCUCAGGCAGCCCCACAGAGUGCUUUAUUAACCUGCUGGAAUUUCCGAGUGGCCUGCAGACUGUGCUGAACUAAGCUGCCCGCUCUAAAACAACAGAUGAAAAAGCAUUAGCAUUGUGUGCCCAGUGGUAGCCGUGCCUCCAAUGGAGAGAAAAAGGACUUGAUAAUUCACUUGGAAGUGAGUUAUUCAGCAGAUGAGAGAAUUCCCAGUGUCUUUGCCAUGGACUCGUCCGUUCUCCUGCUGGAAAAGCCAGACAGCAAUGGAGCCCCCUGCGGUUCUGAACAGCUUGUGGACCUCAAGGCCAGGUUGGAGUCACCUGCAGAAGGAGAUGGCAGAGAGAUUGCUUGUGCAAAUGAUGGCCAAGUGCCAGCUGAAGAAGAGAGUCUGGCACCGAACAAUGAGGAGAGCCCUUUCCAGAAUGGACCAGCAUCUCGCUUUCCUGAUCUCCCUGCAUCUGUCGAUCUUGCCAGCAGCCCACGUGGGGAAGAGCCCGCUCCAGGUGUGCCUGGUUUCAAUGCCAACCUAAAGUCGUCUCGGGGAGCUAGUGCUGAGGGCGUAGUUCUUAGAAAAGAAGCGUUGCAGUCCCUCAAACUAAGCCUUCCCAUGCAAGAAACGGAAUUGUGUUCCUCUGAUUCUUCUCUUCCUUUGGAGAGGGAAGAACAAAUCAGACUUCAGGCAAGAAGGCGCCUUGAAGAGCAGCUGAAGCAGUACCGUGUGAAAAGGCAUCAGGAGAGAAAGCAAUCUAAAACCCGUCCCUCCAGUACCCUCGAUCCUGAGCUAAUGUUAAACCCAGAGAUCUUGCCAAGGGCCAGCACUGUAGCUAUGACAAAAGAAUAUUCCUUCCUGCGGACCAGUGUCCCACGGGGACCUAAAUUGGGAAGCCUUGGCCUUCCAAUGCAGUCUAAAGAGAGGAAAAGUUCCAAAUCUUCCCGGUCAAGUAAGAUCCGAUCCCUGGCCGACUACAGAACUGAAGACGCAGAGGGAAACGCUAGUGGGACUGUGCCGGCUGGCGAUUCACCCAGCGCUUCUCUAAAGCAAAACAGAAACAGCCUGACUUCGGUCGUGUCUGAGAUCAGACUGACCCCUGACCCAGACGACCGCCUGGAGAUUUCCUCCUUGGCAGAAGACAGCGUGUCGGAAAUUGACGGAAGUGAUGUCGGAAUGCGGCUGGAUGGCAACGAGAGCGACAGCUCCACCUACAGCAGUGUCUCAGGCAGGGGUCUGCACAGCACUUUACUCAAUGCAGAAAGCAAGCAGGCCGUUUCGUUCACUGUGAAUGGCCAGGAGAUUCCUUUAGAUGCUGUUGGACAGUUUCCUUCCAUCCGGGAAGUGUUGCAGGCCGCAGCGAAGGAAGGACAUAGCCAGGAUCAGGAGCUGAACGGGGAGGUGAGGAGUCGGAGAGACAGCAUCUCCAGCAGUAUAUCAAUGGAAAGCUCUAUUAUGGGCACGCAUGAUGAAAUGUUGCAGGUCCUCAAAGAGAAGAUGAGACUGGAAGGCCAGCUAGAAGCGUUGUCAUUAGAAGCCAGUGAGGCUCUUAAAGAGAAAACAGAAUUACAGACCCAGCUUGCUGCUUUGAACAUGAAGCUUCAGACCCAGAUGGAACACAGUCACAGCAGCCAGCAGAAACAGGAUUCCCUGAACUCGGAGGUGGCCACCUUGAAGCAGUCGUGCUGGGAUCUGGAGCGGGCCAUGGCGGAGCUGCAGACUGCCUUGGAGGCCAAGAACGCCAGCCUGGCUGCUUCUAAUAACGAUUUGCGGGUGGCAGAAGAACAGUACCAAAGACUCAUGGGGAAAGUGGAGGACUUGCAGAAAAGCGUCAUUAGCAAGGAUAGUGCAGUUCAUGACCUCCGACAGCAGCUUUCAUCUCUGCAAAACCAGCUCCAGCAGGUGCAGUUGGACCGCACAACGUUGACCAACAAGCUGAAAUCGUCUCAAGCAGAGAUUGCUUCGCUGCAGAAAGUUCGGCAAUGGUACCAGCAGCAGCUGGCGGUAGCACAAGAGGCGAGGGUUAGAUUGCAGAGUGAGAUGGCAAACAUACAGGCUGGGCAGAUGACCCAAGUGGGUCUGCUUGAACACCUUAAGAUAGAGAACGUAACACUCUCUCAUCAGUUAACGGAAACUCAACACAGGUCCAUCAAAGAGAAGGAACGGAUAGCCUCACAGCUGCAAAACAUUGAGGCUGACAUGUUAGACCAGGAAGCAGCCUUUCUGCAGAUCCAGGAGGCCAAGACUAUGGUGGAAGAGGACCUGCAGAGAAAACUGGAGGAGUUCGAGGAGGAGAAGGAACAACUCCGAAAAAUGGCAGAUUCAGCAGCAACGUUGGAGCAGGAGUUAGAGCAGGUGAAAUUAACGUUGCAUCAACGAGAUCUCCAGGUGGAAGCUCUGCAACAGGAGCAGCUGGAUCUUAUGAAGCAGCUGACUUCCACCCAAGAGACCCUGCAGACCCGCGAGGAGUCCUUGAGUGACCUUCAGACCCGUUACGAUGACGUGGAGGCCAGGCUGCUGGAACUGCAGGGGGAGACUGCUGCCAAAGAUGAGACCAUCCAGUUUUUACAGAAUGAGAAGAUCGUUCUGGAAGUAGCCCUGCAGGUAGCAAAAGCGGGGAAAGAAGGCCUCAACGAAGGAGUCAAGCAUUUAGGAGAAGGCGCGGAGGCAGCAUCGGACAUGUUGGAGCAACUGAAGCAGGAACUAGCUAUCAAGUCGAGUCAGGUGGAGAAUCUGCAGCAUGAAAGUGCAAGUCUUAAGAAGCAAGUGCAGAAAGUGAAAGAGCAGUUCCUUCAGCAAAAGGUGAUGGUGGAAGCAUACCGCAGAGAUGCGAGCUCAAAGGAUCAGUUAAUCAGCGAGCUGAAAGCUACGAAGAAGAGACUGGACUCUGAAAUGAAGGAACUGAAACGGGAGCUCCUACAGCUUCAGGGGCAGAAGAAAUCUGUGGAGGUGGAAAAAUCAAGACUGGAGAAGGAAGUCUCACAGGUUCGGCAACAGAUGGAAGAGCUGGAGAGCCAUCUGCAAGCAGCGCAGAAGGAACGAGAUGACAUGGAGACCCAUCUGCAGUCUUUGCAGUUCGACCGAGAACAAAUGGCUGCUCUCACCCAGAUGAAUGAGGCGCUAAAGCAACAGGUAGAGGAAAUGCAACAGGAAACCAAAAUGGCCAUUACUGAGCAGAAGCAAAAAAUGAAGCGACUGGGGUCUGACCUGAACACAGCACAGAAGGAGAUGAAAGUGAAGCACAAAGCCUACGAGAAUGCUGUUGGAAUCCUGAGUCGGCGGCUGCAAGAAGCCCUCACUGCAAAGGAAGCAUCAGAAGCAGAGCUGAGCAAACUAAAAGCACAGAUCACCGAUGGAGAACAGAGCCAGGCAGGCCAGGAAAGGAUUCAGGCUCUGGAGGUGGAAUUACAAGCUCUUGGCCACAGCAAGAUGGUGCUCGAAAAGGAACUGCAAGAAGUGAUCUCCGUCACCAGCCAAGAGCUGGAGGAAUACAGAGAAAAAGUCCUUGAACUUGAAGAUGAGCUUCAAGAAUCAAGGGGCUUCCGGAGGAAAAUAAAGCGUCUGGAAGAAAUCAACAAGAAGCUGUCGCUUGAACUUGAGCACGAACGUGGGAAACUUACCGGUCUUGGUCAGUCCAAUGCUGCUCUACGGGAACACAAUCGCAUCCUUGAAGCAGCACUGGCCAAGAGAGAGGCGGAUCUGGUGCAGCUUAAUCUUCAGGUGCAAGCAGUUCUGAAGCGCAAAGAAGAGGAGGAUCAGCAAAUGAAGCAACUGGUUCAAGCCUUGCAGAUGGCCCUAGAGAAAGAGAAGACGAAAGUGAAUGACCUUAAAGAACAGGUUGCAACAGCCAAAGCAGAGGCGGCCCAUAAUCGCCGUCAUUAUAAAGCGGCUGCCCUUGAGCUCAGCGAGGUGAAACGAGAGCUGCAGGCCAAAGAAACGCUCAUCCAAGCCCUUCAGACCGAAGUGGACAAGCUUCAGGCCAACGAGGGGAAGCAUUCUGAAGAAGUAUCCCAGUUCCAGCAAGAGCUGGCCGAAGCCCGGUCCCAGCUUCAGCUUCUGCGGAAGCAAUUGGACGAACAGCUCAGCCAGCAGCCUGUGGAAAAUCAAGAGGUUGAAGACCUGAAGUGGGAGGUAGAUCAGAAGGAGAGAGAAAUCCAGACCCUGAAGCAGCAGCUGGACCUGACGGAGCAGCGCAACCACAAAGAGUUAGAAGGCGUACAGUUGGUGCUGCAGAAUAUCAAGGCGGAGUUGGAGAUGGUUCGAGACGAUCUGUCCUUAACCCAGAAGGAUAGGUUCAUGCUUCAGGCAAAAGUGAGCGAACUGAAGAACAGCAUGAAGACGCUGCUCCAACAGAACCAGCAGCUGAAGCUGGACUUGAAACAUGGGAAGAUGAAGAAGAGGAAAGAACUGAAGGGAGAGUCAAAUUCUUCAAAUCCCGUGACUCCGGUGAAGAUCCCUGACUGCCCUGUCCCCGCAGCAUUGCUGGAAGAGCUGUUGAAGCCCCCAGCAGCUGUGAGUAAAGAGCCUUUAAAGAACCUCAACAGCUGCCUCCAGCAACUCAAGCAGGAGAUGGACAGUCUUCAGCGUCAAAUGGAGGAGCACGCGAUCACGGUACACGAAUCAAUGUCUUCAUGGACGCAGAUAGAAGGGCAGCUAACAGACCUUACUACAACCUUCCCUGCCUCUGCAUCAGGCAACCAGGAACUUCCCAACAGAGAUCUAAAGAUGCAUAAUCACAAUGCUGGUGGGAAGGAAGGGUUGAUGCAGUGACCUCAGUCCUCGUUGCUUCGUUUGAUAACCGUUCUAAGUAUGUUAAAAAAAAAAAAACAACUUUUAUCAACACAUUUGUGUUUUUUUAGAACAGACUUUCGAGUUCUCCAUCUUUCUUUUCUUAAUAGAAACAAAAAUAGGCAAAAUGUUACUUGAAGGCAGAACUUUAUUAAUCUUGUUUUUAAAUCCAUCUUAUCUGAGAGGGAGUCAUAAUUUGGUAGGGAGUUGAGACUUCAGUAAACCAAGAAGUCUCCAAGAGAAAUAUUCUCUCUUUCUCCCUGCCACCCCCAAUUCUGUAACAAACGGAGGCAGAAUUGGGUUGCAAAAAGAACUGGGUUUCAUGACAAAUGGCUUUUUUCCUAGAUGUUGCACACACACACUUAUCAGGAGUCCACGCUACCCAUGAUCUUCCAGAUACACUCAGAAAAUCCAGUGGUUGCCAAAGAGAUUUGCACCUGCAAAAUAAGCAUGUUGCUCCAUUCAGACAAGAUGGCAACUGCAUGUAUUGGGAGGAUCUAUAUAUGAUUACUGGUCUCCCAGUAUGCGUGAAAGUAACAUCUGAAAAGGACUACUUUUUCUGCCUCUUUUGAGCUGGCAAAUGUCUUCGAAAAUGGCUCAGUCUGGUCCAGAUUUUGGAAUAUGAGCCAGUUUGUGACACCUGGAGAUUUUUUUCUGUUUCAUGUCUUUUGUUGAGAGAGACCCUUGAUUACUGCAUUAACAAUAGCAGAUGAUCCAUAUGAAGCAUAUCUUCUCUGUAACUGUGAGUCUUGACAUCACGCACUCUGAAGUAGUUCCAUUGCAUCAACUGGGUCUGCUUCAGAGUAAAUGAAUUACGCAUUCACAACCAAAAGCCAGCAGAGAGCUCUGUUUUACUUUGGCAAGUUUAUUUGCACUUUUUGGGGGUACAGGGUGGGGGAUUAGGCAGAAGACAACUCCAGUGCUGGGGUCUAUAUAAAUAUUUAACCUGUCCUGGAGCAUAUAUUUUAAGGGGCUUAUAUAUUAUAGGUCACAAACUGCCAGGGUUUUGAGUUUUUGUUGCUGUUUUUAAAUGUAAUUACAUCUUAAGUUUGGUGUUUGGAAAAUAUUGUAUAUAAGGGGCUCAGGAAAGCUAGCCCGAAAAUCAGCUUUUUAGCAGUGUAAUUAAUUCAGUUAUAGAAUACUUUCAAAGACGAAUGUUAUAUAUUGCCUAUAAACCUCUAUUUGUUAGCUUUAACUCUUUCCCUCCUUCCUUCUAAUGCCCGAUUAGGAGCUUGGUGCUCAUGUAACCUUGUCUGCGGACACCGCUGCUGAUCUGACAUCUAACAUCAGCAGGCUGAAGCGACAUGCCUUAGACUUUUCUUCCGUCCCUGUCCCAUAGCUGAUGAUGCAAAGACUUGCUCCCAUCUCACUAGCUUUCAAAGCAAACAGCCCUGGUUUUGCUGGCUUCGUCCUUUGAACUGCACUUUAGGGUGUGCUAGAGAAAAUUCCAGCAAGGAGAAAUGAAUGGGCAUGUAGGAUAAAGCAUGGUAGAGGCUGAAAAGGUGUGGAAGUCUAGGCUGUAGUGUUCAGUUCAUUGAGCCUUAUAACAUUUGGAUCACUCCUCUCUUCAGCAUCCCAAACAACCAUGAGUAUGUUGUACUAAAUAUUAUGGAGAUGAGGGAACUGGGUGCACAACUGCUGUUUUCAGCAGCAGCUGUGUGUACGUUACAAUGUCCUGUUCCAGCUUAACGAUAGGACCGAUCUAUUCAUGGCAGACGUGAAAAACCUAGAGGAAGUGGCUUGAGGAUUUCUGCCUCUGGAAACAGCAUGAUCUGCAGAUUUGUUUUUAAUCAAACUUCUUAAAGGCAGGUACAUUUUUUUUUGUGGAGGGUAAUGUUUGCGUUGCUGUCCUAAGCAAAGUCACACCAUUCUAAACCCACUGACUUCACUAAGUGUAACUCUGCUUCGGACGGCACUGUUAACAUUGGGAGUGUUUCAGAUGACCCAGUUCACGUAACAUCCAGCAACGGCACUAAAGUUUUGAUGUAGAGUUGGCCCAACUCUAACUCUCCUUCACUGACAGGGAACUAUAUAUAUACUUUUUUUCCCAUUUUGCUUUUUAAUAACUGGCCGAUUCUCCAGCUUCUUUUUUUACUUGCAUUUGGAACAUAUUUGCUGUUGAAAAAAACUGAUUUUUUGAAAGUCUAGUAAGAUGUUAUAAUUGUUGCAUAUAAUAUAUGAAGGAAAGGUACUCACUUAAAUGUAAAGAAGGUUUGGAGGAGGUUUUUUUGUUUUGUUUUGUGCAUUGGUGGGGAAAAUUCUCUCUGAACAUGAUGUAAGCUAUUUUGUAAUACUAAUCAACUUAUCAAGAAGGAAGAAAAUACCCAAAAGCUUUAUUAACUAAUCCAGAUACACUGAAGGCUUAUACUACUAAGUCUGUUUUACCAAGUAAAUAGCAAUGUAUGAUUUCUUUUUUUGCUGCUGUCCUCCACCUUCUAGAAGUUUAUGUACCUGCUAACUUAAAAAAGGGGAAAAAAUAGUGUUUAAACACCAAAGUUAAUACUUUGUAAUCGUUUAAUAUAUAUGCGGCUCCAGAAUCUACACCAGUGAGGUUUUCAUAUUGCUUCUCAGUACACUGUAUUAUUUACAAGAAAGGACCUGGUAUAUAUAUGUGUGCGUAUGUGUAUGUAUAUAUAAAUAUAUAUAUUAAUAUUCAGCUGGGUACCUUGUGUGCCCAUAAAGGAUUUAUUUAGCAUAAAAGAAGCUGAAACAUUUGCAAUUGCUGAACAACCUUAUGUUUCCAGGAUACCGAAUUAAUUCUCUGAAUUAGUUCUGCUGAAUUAGUUAAACCAGUUUUCAAGGUUUCACCAAUUCCUGGCCAGCUUGUUAAAAGAAGCCAGACUGUGUAUUUAUAAAGCAGUGUAGCCUUAAGCCCAUGUUUUCCUUCUCAGAGGGAAAACGGCAACUUAUGUUGUAUUUUAGCUGAAGGAAAUCAAGAGUUCUCCUUAUAUACCCAAUAGACUUUCCUUUGCAGGACCACCUUUUUCCCCUUCCCCAAUUAGUUACAUCUGCCAUCUCUUCUGGUUUUGACUGUUGAGGAAGAAGGACUUGCAGAUCUAAAGCUGAAUCCAAAGCGGCUCACAUAGAAUGCAUUUCUUCUGCUCACUAAUGGAGGUGUCCAGGGGUGGAAUUCUAGCAGAAGCUGCUUUGCAUAUUAGGCCACACACCCUGAUGUAGCCAAUCUUCCAAGAGCUUACAAGGCUCUUUUGUAAGCUCUUGGGGGGAGUGGCUACAUCAGGGGUGUGUGGCCUAAUAUGCAAAGGAGCUCCCGCUAGAAUUCCACCCCUGAAGGUGUCUGUGGAUUUCUGCAGUUUCCUACUAGCCCCUCCUCCCACACUACAGCCCAUGAUGUCAGCUGUUGCUUCCUCUGUCUCCACUUCCGGACUGGCAGCCGAUGAGGUAUCAGGGCUUGCUACCCUGCCCCCUGGUGCCUCACGGGGCCGUAACUGGUCUAUGUGUCGCCUCUUCUGAGGUGACCUCAUACAUUAUGGCCCCCAGUACCCUGGAGACUUGGGCGGGUAUUCAUGCCACUUCCCCUCCAAAGUUUUUAGUGAACACCAGGUCCCCUGUGUCGAACCCUAUGGGCACCUGGACCAUCUCCAGUACCUCCUGCAGGUUUGGGGCCCGGUCUGGGUGCAUGCGGUUUAGUAAUGUGCUAAGCAGUUCUUCUGGGCUUCGGCCGGUUACUAUACUAGGGGUGUAGUGUUGGGCGAGCAGGCAUUCAGCUAGACGGGCGUCCCAGUCGCCCUGGACGAUGCGGCGAAGCGAUUCUUUGGUAGCCCGCACCAUCCUCUCCGCUUGGCAGUUUGUGGCGGGAUGGAAGGGGGCCAACCUUAUAUGCUUUAUUAUAUUUCAGCCACAAAAGUCUUGGAACUCGGCUGAAGUGAAUGCUGUCCCGUUGUCCGAGACAAGGGUGUCUGGCAACCUGUGUGUGGCGAAAAUCCUUCGGGGCGCUCCUAGUGUCGCCCUGGUGGAAGUGGAUGCUACCGGGAUUACCUCUAGCCACUUGGACUGGGAAUCUAUGAUCAGGAAGAAUACCUGUCCCUGGAAGAGCCCCGCAAAAUCUAAAUGCAGGCAGGACCAGGGGUUUAGUGUGUGUUCCCCUGCUGACCUGAGGCUCUAGGCGGAGCUGGCCGAGUCUCCUGGCAUGGCUGGCAAUGAGCUACCCAGGACUCAAUGGCAACAUCGAUCCCUGGCAACCAGACAUAACUGCGGGCUAGCACCUUCAUGUGCACAAUACCGGGGUGUGUCUCAUAUAGUGCAUUGAGGACCCGCUGCCUUAAAACCAGGGGUACCACCACCCUAUUUCCCCACAACAGACACCCCUUGUGUACAGACAAUUUGUCCUGGUGGGAUACAAACGCAGAGAACUCUGACCCCACCCGGGCCGCCAGCCAUCCCCUCCAUACCCAGUCCAGAACCCUUGAGAAGGUCUUGUCUUUCCUGGAGCAUCGGGCAAUGUCCGUAGCGUGUACCGGGCAGCCCAGAAGGGACUCCCAAUGACAUGAUCUGGUAAGCUGGGGCAGGUUCUGGGUCCAUGGAAGGCAGCGGCAGUCGGCUGAAUACGUCUGCGUGGCCCAUAACCUUCCCUGGUCAGUAGCGCAGGCCAUACUGGUACUCCGCAAGGAAGAUGGACCGCCGCAAGACCCGCGGUGAAAGCAUUUGUGGUGUCUGGCAGCCGGAGGCAAACAGUCCUAGCAAGGGCUUGUGGUCUGUGUGUAUUGUGAAGUGCCGGCCGCACAAAUAGUCAUGAAAUUUCUUUACCCCUGCAACUAUAGCCAGACCCUCCUUGUCAAUCUGCGCGUAGUUGCGCUCCAGCUUUUGCAAGUUUCGGGAAUAGUAUACCACAGGGACCUCGCGGCCAUCCGGCAGCACGUGAGCUAAGACUGCCCCUACCCCAUAUGGUGAUGCAUCACAGGCCAAGACAACUGGCAGUCGCUUGUCAAAGUGUGCCAGCAAGCUGUUGGAAGUAAAAAUGUCCUUUACCGCCUGAAAUGCCAAUGCUUGCCAGCGACCCCAAACCCACAGAGCCCUUUUGUCCAGUAGGCAAUGCAGAGGUUCCGCUACUGCCGCCUUGUAGGGAAGGAAGGCGUGGUAGCAGUUGAGAAGUCCCAAAAAUUAUUGUAGUUCUGCUUUGUUCCUGGGGGCUGGUGCAUCACAAAUUGCCCUAAUUUUGUCCCUAGCCAGGUGAAUCCCUUAUUCAUCCACGCUGUACCCCAAGAAGUCAAUGCUGGUCACCUCCAGUUCACAUUUCUCUCUCUUGACCUUCAACCCCACCCUGUCGAAAUGCUGUAAAACUGCUCUGAGGCGGGAUGCGAAUUCCUCCUCUGUGGCUGCGGCGAUCAGCACAUCAUCAAAGAAUGGGCUGCACCCCGGAAACGCCUUUAAGGAGGGAGUCCAUUAAGUUCUGGAAGAUCCCUGGGGCCACGCUGAUGCCGAACUGCAGCCGUUUGACCCUGAAAGCCCCCUUGUGUGUGAUAAUAGUCUGCAUCUGCGGUGGCGGCAUCUACUGGAAGCUACUGAUAAGCCCGGGGCAAAUUGAGCUUCCCAAAAAUCUUAGCUCCUGCCAACAAGGCCAACACGUGACCCACCACCGGCACCGGAUAAGCGUGGCCUUGCAGUGCCACGGCCUGGUCGGGGUUGGCCCUUGGAGAAGUUGUUUCUGGGGGAGCCAGAAGCUUGGCUCUGACUCAUCUCCUGCCCUGGCGUGGCAACCUUUGUGAGCAACGGUGGUGCGAUGCGCAGAGUGGGAGCUUGCUGCGAGGCGUGGUGCGUUGCCGGUUGCUGUGUCGCCUACCAGGAUCCCACCUGUGUCGCCACUGUAAUAUAGUGGGUUCAAAGUAUUGCAGAGACGAGAUCAUAGUGAGGACAACUCUUUAUUAGGAAAAGCAUGGUGUAGGCUGUUCCAGCAAAGACUGACUAAGGGCCUGUGGGGCAAACUUAUAUACAACUCUAAUCUCCCGCGCUAGCCUGCUAUUGGUUCAUUCAAACAGGCAGGGGUCUAUGAUAGGUGCAGGGUGGUAGGUAUUUGGAUCCCACUAUCCAUUGUUAUAAAGUUCCUAAGCUCUGCUUUCCUGGCUCCAAUGAGCCGGCAGGAAGUACACACUUUAAUGCACAUACAUAACAAAAACAAUAUAUUUAAUGAGUGCAUUUUCUCCCUUCUAACCGCACUCCCCUUGGACUUGCCCUAAGUAGACCUGCAUAAAUUUCUUGGAAAUAACUUCUGAAUGUUAUCAUGCAAAAUGUUGCCUCUUUGUCCACGUUUCCAACCAAUUGCUGAGUCAGAUUGUAUUGGUAAGGGGGGAAAUAAAUCACCUCUGUAACAAUUUUAAUUGGGAGAUCCAGCUGUGAGGGAAUAGUUAAAGUUGUGUUUGACUCUGGAUUAAUGAUUGUGACAAAGAUUUUUUUUUUAAAAAAAGCAUGUUAAUUUAAAAAGGAUUAAGAUGUGCAUAAACAUUCUUGGAAGGUUUUGUGCAAUAAACUAUUUUUCAUAAA